Loa loa (African eye worm) is the source of this 588-nucleotide messenger RNA. Its product is annotated as voltage-gated potassium channel. Bases 1 to 588 code for a protein of 195 amino acids. The transcript is spliced from 5 exons. The record is from RefSeq and is a predicted model, not a curated record. Gene Ontology annotation, biological process: potassium ion transmembrane transport. Gene Ontology annotation, molecular function: delayed rectifier potassium channel activity. Lineage: Eukaryota; Metazoa; Nematoda; Chromadorea; Rhabditida; Onchocercidae. Gene Ontology annotation, cellular component: dendrite membrane; axon; neuronal cell body membrane.
AUGACAACAUAUGGUUCAACAGCAGAUCUCGAAUUCUUUUCAAUUAUUCGAAUUAUGCGUUUAUUUAAACUUACCCAACAUUCUAGUGGCCUCAAAAUUCUCAUGCAUACCUUCAGGGCAAGUGCUAAAGAAUUGAUGUUAUUGGUAUUUUUCCUUGCUCUUGGUAUUGUAUUAUUUGCAUCAUUAGUUUAUUAUGCGGAACGGAUUGAAAUAAAUCCGGAAAAUCAAUUCCAAAGUAUUCCAUUGGGUUUAUGGUGGGCUAUAGUGACAAUGACAACAGUUGGUUAUGGUGACAUGGCACCGCAUACAUAUUUGGGACGUAUUAUUGGUUCAGUAUGCGCACUUGCCGGUGUUUUAACUAUUGCAUUACCUGUCCCUGUAAUUGUUAGCAAUUUUGCUUUAUUUUAUUCUCAUACACAAGCUCGUUCUAAAUUACCCAAAAAACGUCGUGGUGUUUUAAGUAUUGAUCAAGUAAAACAACAACCAAUCAUGACACAAAAACGUGUUCAGGUGCUUCGUGAAACACAAUUAGCUAAAGAACCAUUAAUGGCAAAACAUAAUGGUCCACAAGAAACAACAACAAAUUAA